Numida meleagris (helmeted guineafowl) is the source of this 2230-nucleotide messenger RNA. It is a transcript of the gene B3GNT3, whose product is annotated as UDP-GlcNAc:betaGal beta-1,3-N-acetylglucosaminyltransferase 3. Bases 341 to 1492 code for a protein of 383 amino acids. NCBI's taxonomy places the organism in Eukaryota, Metazoa, Chordata, Aves, Galliformes, Numididae. The record is from RefSeq and is a predicted model, not a curated record. Gene Ontology annotation, molecular function: hexosyltransferase activity. Gene Ontology annotation, cellular component: membrane. The transcript has 2 exons.
UCAUCUCCUGCUGUAAGGGAUGGACCCCCCCCCCAUCCCGCCCCCUGUGCUGUGAAGCUCUUUUAUUAAACACUUUAUUUUCUAAUCACCGCCUCUGUCCCGCGCUGUGCCGCUCAUCUCUGCCACCUCUGGGCUGCUCCCUGGUAACGGGCUCAGCUGCUGCACUGCGCACCCGGAGGGACUCUGGGGCCGGAGGGGUGGGGAGGAACCAAGGCUGACCUAUGCAACGCUUCUCCCCGCACCCAUGGGUGCUGCUGCCCCACCUGCUCUGGGACGGGCAGAUGGGUGGCACCAGGUAUGGGGAGGGGAUUGCGUAUGCCCAUUCCAGUGACGCACAAGGAUGGCUCUGGUGCGGCUCUGUGGGAAGACCCGCUCCCCGUGGCGCCGUGCACUGCAGAAGUGGGGUUUGCUGACGGCGGGGGCCCUGGGGCUGUGCUACCUGCUGUCCCCCACCACGUCCCCGUGGCCUCGCGCCGUCCCCAGCCCCGCGCCCGCCUCCAGCGCGCCCCCCCCCCCCCCCCCGGCUCUGCCCAGCAUCCCCCCGUGCGUGGCCAACGCGUCGGUGCGGAACAUCUCUGGCUUCGCCGAACUGCCCGAGCAAUCCCGGGACUUCAUGAGCUACCGGCACUGCCGCGCCUUCCCGCAGCUCCUCGACGUCCCCGGCAAAUGCGGGGGUCCCUCGAGCUCCUCCGACGUUUUCCUCCUCCUGGCCAUCAAAUCCUCCCCGGCCAACUACGAGCGGCGCGAGGCGAUCCGCAAGACGUGGGGUCAGCAGAGAACCUUGGAAGGGGCGCAGAUCCGGAGGGUGUUCCUGGUGGGGGUGGCCCCCGAGGCGCGGGACGCGGCCAAGCUGAACCGGCUGCUGUGGCACGAGCAGCGCGAGCACCACGACGUGCUGCAGUGGGAGUUCAGGGACACUUUCUUCAACCUGACGCUGAAGCUGCUGCUGUUCCACACCUGGCUGCAGGAGCGCUGCCCCGGGGCGCGCUUCGUCUUCAACGGGGACGACGACGUCUUCGUCAACACGGACAACGUGGUGUCCUUCGCGCGGGGCGUCCCCAGCGAGCGGCACUUGCUGGUGGGGCAGGUGCUGGCUAACACGGGGCCCAUCCGCAACCCGGCCAGCAAAUACUUCGUGCCGAGGCAGCUGAUGCCGACGGAGCUGUACCCGCCGUACUGCAGCGGCGGGGGGGUGCUGAUGUCCGCCUUCACCGUGCGCGCCAUCCACCGCGUGGCCCAGCACCUCGCGCUCUUCCCCAUCGACGACGUCUACCUGGGGAUGUGCCUGGAGAAAGCCGGGCUGGCGCCCACCUCCCACGACGGCAUCCGGCCCUGGGGCAUCUACGUGCCCCCCCGCGCCGACCCCAUGGACCCCUGCUACUACCGGGAGCUGCUGCUGGUGCACCGCUUCGCGCCCUACGAGAUGGCCGCGAUGUGGCACGCCAUCCGCCAGCCCCGGCUGCGCUGCGGGAGGGAGGUGCGCGUCUUUUAGGAUGGACCGGGAGGGACGGUGACGGUGCUGCUGCUCGAGGGGGUGUGGGACGCUGCUGUGGGGCUGAGCCCCAGCUCCAGACCGUGGCUGAACCGCGGAGGUUCUGCCCGGCUCUGCCCCGGAACUGUUCAUCUUGCAGCCAGGUGCCUCUUGGCACCCGGGGGCAAUAAAGGAACAUGUUUCGGAGAUGAGAGCUCCGCGCCUGCACGGGGGGGCUCGGGAGGGGGCAGGGUCUCAGGGUCCCCCCGCCGCCCUCCCCUUGUCCCCUGUGUCCACUCAUCCAUUGUGGGUGGGCACAGACUUGAGGUCUCUGCUCUGUCCCCAGCCCCACAAGCACUAGAGGGGGACCCCAUGUCCCCCCCAACCCCGCUGCCCCUCGGCUGCCCUCCUAUUGAUGUCCACAGGGGUGUCCAGUGGCUCAUAGGAGGGCUGAAUUCACUGCUGCGUUUCCUCUUGGGGGACAUGGCUGCACAUCCCAUCUCCUUAUGCCCACCCCCCCCCCACCACGGGUUCCCCUCCUUUCACUCCAGCUGCCAAAUCCCACCAACAUUUACUCGAAAUCGGUCAAACUUGGUUACAAAAAAGGCAGGGGGGGGAUGAGAGGGGAGUCACAGCAGCGCAACCACAGUGGUUAAAGCGCAUUGAAGCAUUGCUGCGUCCGUCGGUCUGUCGGUCACGCUCUUGUGCUGGGGGGUCUAGGGGCUCCGGUUUGGGGGGGGGCUGGCUCCAGGCACCCCC